Messenger RNA from Mytilus californianus (California mussel), 5134 nucleotides. RefSeq lists its product as uncharacterized. The transcript is spliced from 3 exons. Gene Ontology annotation, molecular function: ubiquitin-protein transferase activity; zinc ion binding. Gene Ontology annotation, cellular component: chromatin; nucleoplasm. The record is from RefSeq and is a predicted model, not a curated record. Gene Ontology annotation, biological process: positive regulation of DNA-templated transcription. Lineage: Eukaryota; Metazoa; Mollusca; Bivalvia; Mytilida; Mytilidae. The coding region runs from base 885 to 2087 and encodes 400 amino acids.
UCAAUUCCGUUUGGAAUAUUUCUGUUCAUUCAUCCGUUACCAAGUUUCUUAAUGAACAAUGAUACAUAAAAUUAUCACUAACUUCUUCGACUUGUGAGUUUUAUUGUCCUUGUUAGACAUCCCGCUGUUUUUACAGUUAGGAUAAACUAUAUAUAUAUAUAUAUAUAUAUAUAUAUGUAUAUACGUAUAUAAUGCAUGUCCAAUCGUGCAACUCAGUGUGUUUAAAACGAAAUAAUGUCGGGUUAAGUUCCUUUUAUCAUGUUAAAAGAUAUGCGCAAUUCAAUUAUUAUUUAAAUCGUUUAUAUUAAGGUAAAUGACACAGAUAUUGGACAUUUAACUUCCCACUACGAAUUUCGUUAUUGAAACACCUACAGAUUUGCGUUAUAAGGAAAUCAUUUAGUAAAAUGACAUCUCAAAAUAAGGAGUGGUGUACUCUUUGUAAAGAAAAAGAUGCAACACGUAAUGCAGUCACGUGGUGUACAGAAUGCGAAGACUUCCUUUGUGUUGAUUGCGAGACCCAUCAUGAGAAGUCAAGAACAUUGAAAGACCACAAAACUAUAUCGGUCGGAAAUUACAAUAAGUUACCGGCCUUUAUGAAAGGGAUGAGCAAUCGAUGUAAAGACCACGAGAAGUUUGAACUCUAUUGUUCGAUCCAUGAAUGUGUAUGUUGUGUUCACUGUAUCACUGAUAAACAUCAGGCUUGUCAAACCAUAUUGCCAUUGUCCGACACUCUAAAUCAAGUUAAAUCAUCUGCCUCGGUUCCGCUUCUUGAAAAAGAUCUCAAGGAUCUUACAAUUAACUGCGAGGAGAAAAUAAAAUACUUGAGGAGUAGAAUUAGUACAAAUGCACAGCAGAAAUAAAAAAUAAUCGAGGACAUAACGUCAAUGCGCAAGUAUGUCAAUGAACAUCUUACCAGAUUAGAACAGAAAGUUCUUGAUGAUCUAGAAACUGAACAUUCCACGCUAAAAUCACAAAUGGAUACUAUCUUACACGACGUUGAAAAACGAGCAAAACAGAUUAGAAGAUUACAAGACGAUUUUUUAAACAUGACGAAAUACGCAACUGAACUUCAAAUUUAUGUAGGUCUGAGAGAAAUUGAGAAAAUUACAUCGCAAGAAGGGAAUUACCUAGAAAAUCUAAUGCGCGAAGGUAGUUUCAAUGAGAACAACUUGCAUGUCGCAUUUUCACCUGCCCUGGAGUCAUUUCUCAAUGACGUCAAAUCGCUUGGAGAAAUAUCAAUCGAAAUUCGUCCUUGUAAUAUCAAAGCCGAAGCGGGAAGAAAAUAUCAAGCACAGCAGGUAAUUCCUAUUCAAAAGAUUGAUAACAUAAAACCAUCGUUCUUGAACACUCUGAAGAUACCAAAAGGGCGAAAAUUACGUGUAGUUGGCUGUUGUAUACUACCUGAUGGUAACUUUAUACUUCUAGAUAGAGAGUCAAACUGUCUGGUGAUGUUUAAGAAUGAUGGCAUAUUUAUGAAAAACGUGAUAACAUUUGAAGAUUCAGUAGAAAAUAUGUGCUUUGUUAAAGAGAAUAUAGUGGCUGUUAUUUUAUACAAGGCAUGUCAGGUAACGCUUGUUGAUAUAAACAAGAGCAAGGUCGUCAGAAGGAUUGAUGUUCCAAAGGCCUGUUACAGAGUUGCAAGUGAUGGCCACGUUCUUGUAGUAGCUAUGGAUACAAACGAAGGUGUCAUUGUCAUGACGCUUCACGAUGAAUCAAAACAACUUUUAGAAGGAAUUUACGUGCAUGAUAUUUCAUGGUCGAAUUCAUUUAUUUAUGGCACCAAAUUUAUGCAGAACAAGGUUUACUGUUACAACAGCAGUGGAACAUUGCUUUGGACACUUACACACGAAGAUAUUAGUGAGCCUGCAGGAAUUGCAUUGGAUAAAAACGGUUUUAUAUAUGUAGCAUGCAGGAAAAGUCAGAAAAUAGUCAAAGUUUCACCCGAUGGGAAAUCAUGCAAGACAAUUUUAAAUCACGACAAUAGAAUUGAAACUCCUAAUGCCAUAGCCAUUAACAAGGAAACAGGUGUGAUGUUAAUUUCAAAUGGAGACAAAGUUACAAUUAGUGUGUCUAUUUUUAAAAUUUGAAAUAUACAUUUUAAUGGAUCUUUUUUUCCCUUUUGGGGAUUUGUUUUUCAAAUUCACACAAAAAUCUACCAGAAUGAUACUGGCACUUCCUUUCUCUGCAGAAAUUUAGAAACAAAAUCGUACCUUUUACCUAAAUGGACAGCGUCUUAAAAGACCUUCAUCAUAUAUAACAAAUGGAUGGUACUGAACCCUACUGCAAAAUAGUGCCAAAUUAAAAUUUAAAAAACGUAUGAUAUAUUUAAUGUUUGCUUCAGGGGAGUAUUAUUUAACACAUUAUCCUUUGUUUAUAUAGAGGAAACAUUUUUUUUUAUUAAAUUUAAUUUUACAAUGAAGAGUAAUCUGGUAUUUUAAUACUUUUGAUUGAAUGGCAAUGUUGGAGCAUUUAUUGUUAAGGUAUAGAACCACUAAUUCAGGCCCGGUCGGAAAGAACAUACAAGAAAGUAGUACAUAUUUUAAACAAAAUAGUUCCUACGCAUAGCUGUAUUUUUGUCAAUAGUGGGAAACUUGGGGACUUGGGAUCACUGUAAAACCCUUGUUGAAAGUUUUAUUUGAAUAAUAAAGAAGUAUAUGAAAUUUUAAUAGGAGGGCUCAUUUGGCCUGUUGUUCAGAUCAGAAGUUCCUGUUUUUGUACUAUCAAACUUCCGGGAACCAGUACACUCUAAUAUGCAAUUAAAGGUAUGUUGAUUUUUUCAGCACAAGUCAGCAUAAGGUACAGUUUUGAUAUGAAAUAACUGCCACUUUAUUUGAACUUAAGACAAAGUAGCCAUUUAUGCUUAAAAUUGCAGAAUUUAACAUAGAAAGCAAUGGGGCUAUGAAUUAGUGGUUUUAUACCUAUUACUGACAGGCAUGUGAAAUUCUAUUUUUAGAAAUCAUACCCUUUACAGUGAAAAUUGGUCACAUUUGUUGUCAGAAAUCAUGUUACAUUAUUUUUUUUAUGUAACAAUUAUGUUAGUGUCAAAUUACAGCCCUCAAAUUGCUACAAUAAGGUAUUUUAGCCUUUUUUGGUCAUUUAGCAUGCACACAGUUAAGAUUUUACCUGAAAUUUAAUUUUUUGGAUUAUCUAACACUGAAACCAAUGAAACUUGUAUAUUAUGACUAGUUUAUAGUAUAAAUAUUGUUUUUAGUCAAAUUAUCUAGUGAGUGUUCAUGUUUUAUUGUGUUUCUUGGUGAAUUAUUUAUUUCAAGGAAAAUUGGUGUAUACUUAUAUAGGAAUUCCAAAAUCUCACUUGAAAUGCAUUUUAUAACCAUUUUAGCAAGUUGUCUAGCUUGGAGAUACAUACAUUGCUCUUGUUGAUCCAUGUUUAUACAUAAAAGUAUGGUUUGUUUACCAAAUCACUCUCCUUUUCCAACUGGUAGAAAAAAGGGGGGACAAAAUUAUCAAUUAUAUUUUAUGUUUGGACCACUGUAUUUAUAUUCAAGGAAGAAUCUCUGAUAAAAAUAAGACAUAUAGGUAAGAACACUGUUAUUUGUGUAGAUAUUAACAAAUCAGAACUGGUAGAAAAUAAAAAAGUGUCAUAUCUGUCACUAUUAGUAUCCAUAUUUUGUUUUCUUUGUUUAACACAUAUGUUACUGCCAGUCCAAUUUGAGCUUGAAUUCAGUGAUAUAGUGUUUUGACAAAAGCUUUAUGUGUUUUUCUAUGCUAGAAAUAGAUCAUAGAAGGAAAUUAAGUCAAGCAGAAGUCAAUAUAACACGUUUGGUGCUGUUAUAGGUAUAGAACCACUAAUUCAGGCCCGGUCGGAAAGAACAUACAAGAAAGUAGUACAUAUUUUAAACAAAAUAGUUCCUACGCAUAGCUGUAUUUUUGUCAAUAGUGGGAAUAUUUGGGUAGUUUUAGUAUCAAAUGAAAGCUUGGGGACUUGGGAUCACUGUAAAACCCUUGUUGAAAGUUUUAUUUGAAUAAUAAAGAAGUAUAUGAAAUUUUAAUAGGAGGGCUCAUUUGGCCUGUUGUUCAGAUCAGAAGUUCCCGUUUUUGUACUAUCAAACUUCCGGGAACCAGUACACCCUAAUAUGCAAUUAAAGGUAUGUUGAUUUUUUCAGCACAAGUCAGCAUAAGGUACAGUUUUGAUAUGAAAUAACUGCCACUUUAUUUGAACUUAAGACAAAGUAGCCAUUUAUGCUUGAAAUUACAGAAUUUAACAUAGAAAGCAAUGGGGCUAUGAAUUAGUGGUUUUAUACCUUAAGACAGCAAACCAGCGUCUUUAUAAAAAUAAACCAAAAGGUCAAUAUACAGACUUUGACAAGAUAAAACGUCGAUAAUUGAAAAAAUGAUAAAACUAACAGAAUCUAUAAAAGAUGAGCAAUCAAUACUAUAUUCUUUAAUAGACAAAAUAUUUUAAAGAUGCAAAAAUAACGGCGAUAUUCCCGACUUGAAACCGACACUGGACCAGAAAUUUUAAUACAUGUACUUUUGUAGUCCUUGCUGUAGAUCCUCCUUGGAAUUUAGGAUUCUAUAUAAAAACCGAUUUCAGUGUGCAUGACAAUAGACUAUUUUUAUAUUACCGUCUUUUUUAUUCCGAAGUUUAUUUUGUUUCGACAGGUUACCUACUCUGUGGUUAGACAUCCUGGUACCAAGUAAAGUAAAAGCAACGUAAAGAAGUAAAAUAAAGCUUUCAAUCGGUACAAUUUUUGGGGAAAAUUAACUACAGCAUAUUUUCUUUACACGACAAAAUCAUCGGAAAACAGUAAACUUUCCCCUAAAAUUACACCGAUUAUAUAUUUGAUUUUACUUAUUUUGGUUACUCUUACUUGACCGAGUACCAGGAUGUCCUACCACAGAAAAGGUAACAUGUCGAAAAAUUAUAUAAUAUGGACACAAAAGUCAGUAAUAUGAAAAUAGUCUAUUUCUUGAAUGAACUUUAUUAAGUACAUUAGUCUAAAUAAAUGAAACAUUUAAGAACGCCAAUUACAUAAGGGCCAACAUCGUCUUGGAUAAAGUUUUCCUGUGCGAGAGCUGCAACCCUUGUUUAAAUAUAAUUAUAUUAUUGGGAAUCUGAAAAUGAUUUUUAUGUUGAACCAUGCAUGAUUACAAAUAAACAAGAACUGGAAUA